This is a messenger RNA of Geosmithia morbida, 609 nucleotides long. RefSeq names its product autophagy-related protein 101. Bases 1 to 609 code for a protein of 202 amino acids. Gene Ontology annotation, biological process: autophagosome assembly; autophagy. The transcript is spliced from 3 exons. Lineage: Eukaryota; Fungi; Ascomycota; Sordariomycetes; Hypocreales; Bionectriaceae. The record is from RefSeq and is a predicted model, not a curated record. Gene Ontology annotation, cellular component: phagophore assembly site.
AUGGAGCAGCUGGAGCAGCAGGAGCCCACAGAGUUCAUCCUCGACGUCUUUGCAGAUCCCCGCUCCGUUCGCGACGUCGUCAAAGGAAUCCUUCAUACAAUCUUCUUCCAUCGCUUCUUCCCUGCCCUAACGCCUCGCACCCGCGACGUCCUCGACCUGGCCCUUCCCUAUGUCGAUGACGACGAAUUAGAGACCAUGAUCGACCAGAGGGUCGCUGCUCUCGAGCGCCAGCUUGAUGCUGAACGCUCUGGAGCUGGCGCAGUUGGCACAACCGGCGCCACCGGAGGAGGCCGUGGUCAGCUGGCUGUCCAGUUCUUUGAGAAGCGUCGCCGCAAGGCCUGGUUGUCUCGCGGCGACGACGAAGUCUGCUGGGAGCGCUGGACCGUCAAGGUCACCGUCGCCGAACCCAAAACUGAGAGUGAACGAGCAAAAGUUCGCCGUGCAAUGGAGCAGACCCUCCUGACGACAGUCAUUAAGAUUGUGACAUUUGCAAACUCCCACAAGGAUCAUAUACCUCCCAUCACCACACAGGCGACGAACCCUUUCCCAUACAAGAUCAACAUUGAUCAGAAAGAGACCAGCUGGGCCUCGCGCAUGCGCAUAUACUGA